AUGAUAAUUUUUAUUAAAAGAAGAGAUAACUCAACCCUUGAACUUACUGUAGAUUCUAAGCUUCCAAUUUGGGAUUUUAAGAAUAUGAUAUCUAUUUAUACUAAGGUACCUCCAGAAGACCAAAUUUUAACAUUUACACUGAACAGUUCUGACAUUGUCUUAGAAGAUGACUAUAAUCUAGAAUUUUAUGGAGUUUUUGAUAACUCAUGUAUUGUUCUUAACCGUGUCAAUGAGCAUUCUUACAGUGCUGAAAUCAAAUAUCAAUCAGAUAUUACCAAUACUCUAGAAAACAUCAGAAGACAUACAAUUGAUGCUUGUUGGAAAAACGACCCAUUUGACCUGUUUUUCGAAUUAUGUGCUAAAGGAGACUGCGAUGCAAUUGCAAGAGAGCUUGAAAUAAAUGAAAGGCUCAUCACCAUUUAUUCAAGUGAAGGCUGAAAUGCUUUGCAUUAUGCAGCGUUUCACGGGAACCAUAUAUUGGUUGAUUUUCUUUUUGAUUAUCCUAUCGAUCCAAACCAGCUUACAAAAGACAAAAAAUGAAGCGCCUUGCACUUAAGCUGCAUUCAAGGGCAUUAUAAAUGUACUGAAGCAUUAUUAAAGCACCAAGAAAUUUAUAUUGACAUUUUAACUGAAUAUGCAGGGACACCUCUACAUUGUGCAUGCUUAAGCAAUUCAAUUGAAAAUGUUAAAUUAUUGUUGUCAGCAAAGGCUAAUUAUGAAAUUGAAAAUAAAGAUGGAAGGAUUGCUAUUGAGUUUGCUUUUGAUGCAGGCAUAAAAGAUUUAUUGAAUAAAUAUAUGGGGAAUAAUGAUGAACUGUCAGAUAUAUUUGAAAGUCCGCUUUAUAUUCCUCACUUAUUUGGAGAUAGACAUGUAUGGGGGGUUCUAAAACACUCAGAAGGGGUUUUCCAAAUAUUCAGAAGCAGAGAAGAUUAUCAAAGCCAAAGGCAGAAUUUAAAAUCGUAUAAUUUAAGAGAAAUAAGAGAGGCAAGAAGAUGCAAAAAUCGGUUUUAUCAUAGUGAUCAGUAUUUUUACUUCCAUAUAAUGACGAAUAAAAAGAGCACGGAUAUAUAUUACUGUAAAGAAGAAGAACUUGCUAAUCGAUGAGUCAGAUCGAUCUUUGCGUCACUUCUUUUAAGAAAAAGCCGCUCUCAUUCUUUUUCUGCUAAAAAAGCAAUUUUAGAAGAGUUUCCUGUGUCUUCACCUGAUAUUGGGUAUUUUUCUUUUGAAGUUGAUAAGCAGAUUGGCAUUGGAUCAUUUGGACAGGUUUAUUUAGUAAAAGAAAAAAGCACAGAAAAUAUUUAUGCCUUAAAAUCUCUUUCAAAAGAAAAGAUUAUUAAGCAAAAUGUGAUGAAACAUAUUGUUAAUGAAGCAAAAAUAAUGCAUAAGAUAUCAUUCCCAUUUAUUGUGAAAUUAAUUCACUCAUUUCAUUCUCCAAGGACUUUAUAUCUUGUACUUGAGUAUUGUCAAAAUGGAUCUUUAAGCUCUUUAUUAAAAAAGCUGGACAGGCUUCCUUUGAAUUUCGCAAAAAUUUAUUCAGCUGAGCUUGUAGUAACAAUUGAAUAUCUUCAUAGCUUAAAUAUUAUUUAUAGAGACUUGAAGCCUGAAAACAUAUUAAUUGAUUCAGAUUGGCAUAUAAAACUUGCUGAUUUUGGGUUAGCAACUGAAGUUACUCCUGAAAAGCCAUUAUCAAAGUCAUUUUGUGGGUCUCCAGCUUAUCUUUCUCCUGAAAUGCUCUCAAACCAUGGUGUUGGCAAAUCAGCAGAUAUUUAUGGGAUUGGAUGUAUAAUAUAUGAACUUCUAGCAGGCUAUUCGCCUUAUUAUUCUGAUAAGUUGCCUGAACUGAUUCAAAGGAUUCAAAGUUCGAAAUUAAAGUUUCCUUAUUAUGUUGAUAAGAUAGCUAAGAAUCUUAUCAAAAAAUUGUUAAUUAGAGAUCCUGGCCAAAGGCCGAGCUUUGCAGAAAUCAAAAGUCAUGCAUUUUUUGAAGGAAUUGAUUGGGAUUCUUUAGCACUAGGGCAAUUGCCAGAAUUUGAUCCAGAAAACCUACAAAUUAACUAA
Messenger RNA from Blepharisma stoltei, 2055 nucleotides. The record is from the annotation of a GenBank genome assembly. NCBI's taxonomy places the organism in Eukaryota, Ciliophora, Heterotrichea, Heterotrichida, Blepharismidae.